Bactrocera latifrons is the source of this 2609-nucleotide messenger RNA. Its product is annotated as caspase-8. The coding region runs from base 609 to 2180 and encodes 523 amino acids. Gene Ontology annotation, cellular component: cytoplasm. Gene Ontology annotation, biological process: proteolysis; apoptotic process; execution phase of apoptosis. Lineage: Eukaryota; Metazoa; Arthropoda; Insecta; Diptera; Tephritidae. The transcript is spliced from 9 exons. The record is from RefSeq and is a predicted model, not a curated record.
UGUGGCUUUCGUAAUUUGCACAAUAUUGUAAUAUUAGCAGUUGCAAUUAAAGUUUCUCACGUGUGACAAUAGGAGUCUGAGGUUAUAACUGAUAUGGCACCGCACAAUAUUAACGGGUUUCCUGCCGUAAGGACUGUCAACUCGUCAGAAUUCUGUCGCUACAAUAUCAAAAACAGCAACGGGUUUCCUGCAAUUCCGGACGCGCAUUUUCUAUGCGGAAAAAAGCUGUUAUUUAGAUAAUCGUUUUGGAUCAGUAAGUAUAUAUUCGUUACCGGAGCGGAUCCAGAUUUUUAACCGUCCAGGGACUUGCAACAUUACUGCAAAUUGCAGAAACGCUUCUGACCAUACAAAACGGAGUUUUCACCCAACUCGGCAGUACUUAAAACAGCAACAACAACAAAGUUGCUCUAAAGUCUCAAAAUCUGGAUUCAUAAUCUGACUAAUACAACAAUAACAGAAACAGCAGCCAUUACGACCGCAAGCGAAUCCAUGAGGAAGAUUAACAAACGUGCAACUGACCUUCCUGCGUUAGCGAAGACUCUAAUACAUCGAAAUACGAGUUUGUUGUUGCCUUAUAUGUAUAUAUUUUGACGCUAAGCAAGAUUUUAAUGUCAGCUUCGCGUCACCAAGGUUUGAAUUUAAUUUCCAAAUUGAAUAAUAUUCAUGUGGAGGAUUUACAAUAUGUGGAGCAGGAUUUGUGCUAUUACGAAUUGGUGUCCUUGGGCUUUUUGCUGUUUGGCGAUGAACGCGCAAACGCUGAAUUCGCGCUACAAAAAUUACUAAUACUCUCCAAUACGCACAAGGGACGCAGUUGCGGUGGCGCUGAUUUGCUCACCAAAUACAUUAGCGUUAAUCCACGCAAUUGGCGCGCUCAGUUAGUGGAAGCUUUGUCUAUAAUAGGCGCUCGACGAGUCUUACGAAAAUUGGGUUUCGACUGGAAUGAGUUGCACCAGCACUAUCUGCCCCACAUUGGCGAACUAAGCGUGCAUGUGCAUCCACUGCUGAAGGCGUUAUAUCGCAUAUGUGAACGUUUAAAACCUGCGCAAGCGGGGCAAUUAGUAUUACGCGUGAAUGAGCAACAUAAGGGGCCAGGAGAGCAUCUACGUUUUUAUGAUUUUGCAUAUUUGGAAAUAUUUCUAUUAGACUGGCUAUCGCGGCGCAUUAUUACAUUGGGCGAUGGUGUUGCAAAUGGUGCAGAUGUUGAUGUGUUGCUAGAAUUUUUCAAAUUUAACGAUUUGGAUGCAUUAAAGACACUUCUUCUCGAAACAAUUGUAAAUAACGCAGAUUCUAAACGCAUGCGCAAUAACGCAAAUAUCAGUGCGGAUAAUGUGGCAGCGAGCACUGGAAAUAGUAACAAAUAUUCUGCUGAGAAAAACACAAAUACCAUGCAAUCAGAUGCAAACGCAGCUACCUCAGUGCGUAGUUGUGAUUUAACCAUAAAUGAAAGAUACGAGGUGCGCCACGAGAGCGCUGGCAUACUAUUGAUAAUCAAUCAAUUAAAUUUCCACGAAGACCCCGAUCCUGCAUUGAAAAAAUUACUACCAAAAAAAUCACUCUCACCACGUCAUGGUUCGAAUAUGGACAAGGACCGCUUGAAAGACGUUUUUUCGCUUUUCGGUUACAAGCCAAAAGUGUUCGAAGAUCUUACACAUCUUGAACUAAUGCAUCGCAUACGGGAAACAGUCAAAUUAUCUUUUCAAUUUGAUUCGCUAAUCGUUUGCAUACUCUCCCAUGGCACCGAAGGUUCUGUAUAUGGUAGCAACAGCAUACCUGUGGAAAUAUCAGAAAUCGAGCAUAUAAUAACCGGCGACACGCUAGUUGGCAAGCCCAAACUACUUAUCAUUCAAGCAUGUCAGAAAGAUGAAUCGCCUAUAAAUGAACGCCACAAACCCAACGUGGAGCCACAUCGUUUCAGCGACUUGGUAAAAGCUAUGUCCACAGUGCCCGGCUAUUCGGCAAUGCGCCAUACGCUUGAAGGCACCUGGUUUAUACAGGAACUUUGCGAUGCUGUUCACCGUUUUGGCGAUCGUCGUCACAUUGUCGAUAUUUUAAUUGCUGUUAAUCGCAAAGUGAGCGAGCGGCGCGGGAAUAAAAACGAAAUAAUGAUGCCCAUUUCGAGUUACACGCUGCGCAAAUUUUUCUUUUUGCCGCCGCGUAAGUCACUUCUAGCAGCAGUCUAACACGCUUGCCAGUAAGUCCAAUACGAGUAGCAAAUGUGACAAUUAGCUUAUGUUCAGUUGUAAUUAGCGAGUAAUUGUAGUAUCAAAAUGUUUUGAAAUUAAUUGUUGAAAUUAAGUAGCUGUUGUAACAUAAGAAGGUAAAUUGUUAUUUUAGUAUGCAUGCUAUAUGUAUUAUGAAUUUUGAUAGAAAUAUAUUUUUAUAAAUAAAGAUUUGAAGCAUUUAUGCAACGUAAAUGUAAUGUGUCAUAGCAAAUUGCUACAAUUUAGUAUGUAUAAAAGUAUUGUUUUAUGUAAUAUAAUUGAUUCCAUUUGCAAGACAAUUCAAGUGUUUAAAGAAACAAUAGGAAAUUGAUAUGGAUAUUACCCCCUUUUGUGCUAAGAGUCAUUAAAACAUCACCGGAAUUCCAAAAUAAAUUACAGUUACAAAUA